Messenger RNA from Solanum verrucosum, 1002 nucleotides. Its product is annotated as methylesterase 10-like. The transcript is spliced from 3 exons. Bases 36 to 851 code for a protein of 271 amino acids. Gene Ontology annotation, biological process: salicylic acid metabolic process; jasmonic acid metabolic process. NCBI's taxonomy places the organism in Eukaryota, Viridiplantae, Streptophyta, Magnoliopsida, Solanales, Solanaceae. Gene Ontology annotation, molecular function: methyl indole-3-acetate esterase activity; methyl jasmonate esterase activity; methyl salicylate esterase activity. The record is from RefSeq and is a predicted model, not a curated record.
AUCUUUUAAGUAGCAUUUAUCUACACAAUAAUAAUAUGGAGAAAAUUGGAGAAAUUAAAAGUUUUAAUAUGGAGAAAAUUCCAAAGAAGCAUUUUGUUCUAGUUCAUGGAUUUUGUCAUGGUGCUUGGUGUUGGUACAAAAUUAUCAAUUCAUUGGAAAAAUGUGGUCAUAAAGUGACUGCUUUAGACCUUGGUGGUUCUGGAAUUAAUAUGAAACAAUUGAAUGAAAUUGAUUCAAUAUUUGAUUAUGUUCAACCUUUGAUGGAUUUUAUGAUCUCUUUGUCUAAUGAUGAAAAGGUUGUUUUGGUUGGUCAUAGUUAUGGUGGUCUUUGUAUUUCUCUUGCUAUGGAAGCUUUUCCACACAAAAUCUCAACAGGAAUUUUCAUCUCUGCUUAUAUGCCUAAUCAUGUGGAUCCACCUGCUCUACUUAUUCUUGAGUACUUCAGGAGGACUUCAGUGGAGUCGCUUAUGGAUUGCCAAUUUACGUUUGAUCAAGGAAUGGAAAAUCCACCAACAAGUGCUAUUUUUGGCCCACAGUACAUGCAAGCUAAUCUUUACAAGCAUUGCCAACCAGAGGACUUGGAAUUGUCAAAAAUGUUGAUAAGACCAGGAAAGUUUUUCAUACAAGACAUGUCAAAGGAAGGGUUAUUGACACAAGAAAAAUAUGGGUCAAUAAAAAGAGUUUACAUUGUAACACAAGAUGAUCAAGUGAUGCAAGAAGAAUUUCAAAUGUAUAAUAUACACAAGAGUCCUCCAAAUCAAGUCAAAGUUAUUGCCAAUUCUGGCCAUAUGGUUAUGAUAUCCCAACCUCACAAGCUUUCCAUAUGCCUACAAGAAAUAAUUGAGAUAUAGUUAUUAUAGUACUAGUGAAUUUAUUUGAUUGGUCAUUCAUGUUAGAAUAAAAAUAAGAAUUUCAAAACUUAUAUCUUAGUCUCGAUAUAUGUCCUUCGUUUUGUCUUGUUUGUUUAAUAUUUAAAUUAUGAAAUGUUAUUGUUAUUCGUUU